AUGUCUGCAAUCCCCUGGAUAUGCCGGCCAUGUCUUCUCCGCUCCCUGAGGCCAUUGAGAAGACGGCAAAUCCGCUUCCAAACAUCCCUCGCCUCAAACGACGCCCUCUCCACCGCCCUCCUCUCCCGCGCCCGCACCGUCGCCGCCGAACAUGACCAACUCACGCAAAAGCUCGCCGCGGGCUUCGACUCGAAAACCGCAAAGAAACUCGGCGAAAUCGGCCCCGUGUCCACAGCUCUAGCGGACUGGGACAAAGCCACCGCCUCUCUCAGCGAGCUGCAAUCCCUCAUCCACGACCCGACCACCGACCCCGAACUCCGCGAGCUGGCCGCCGAUGACAUGAUCUCGACGGCCGACGAGCUCGCCGCCGCGGCGCGCUCGCUGAAGACCAGCUUGGUGCCGAAACACCCCUUCGCGAAUCUACCAUGUCUGUUGGAGAUACGUCCUGGCGCAGGCGGGUCUGAAGCCGCCAUCUUCGCGGGCGACCUGCUGCGCAUGUACCAAGCCUUCUGCUCGCGGUCGGGCUACCGCACCUCGGUGCUGAAGCUCGAGUCGGCGGACAUCCUCGGCAGCGAAUCCACGCUCGCGGAGGCGGUGCUCGAGAUCGAGAGCGCGGGCGCGUACGGGCUGUUCCGGUGCGAGGCCGGGGUGCACCGCGUGCAGCGCGUGCCGGCGACAGAAUCUAAAGGGCGGGUGCACACGAGCGCCGUGAGCGUGCUGGUGCUGCCAUCGUUCCCGAGCUCGGGCGCGGCGGAGGAGAUGGAUCUGGAGAAUCCGGAGAGCGAUUAUUAUGUGGAUCCGAAGGAGGUGAGGACGGAGAUUAUGAGGGCGAGGGGUGCCGGGGGGCAGCAUGUUAAUACGACGGAUUCGGCGGUGCGGUUGACGCAUUUGCCGACCAUGACGAGUGUGAGUAUGCAGGAUUAUAGGAGCCAGCCGAAGAAUCGGGAGAAGGCGUGGCAGUUGCUGAGGAGUAGGUUGGCGCAGGCGAGGAGAGAGAAGAGGGAGGAGGAGAUGGUGCAAAUGCGGCGGAAUGUGGUGGGGGUUGCGAAGAUGGGGAGGGGGGAUAAAGUGAGGACGUAUAAUUGGGGGCAGCAGAGAGUUACAGAUCAUAGGAGUGGCUUGACGGUGCAUGGGUUGGAUGAUGUGAUGGAUGGGGGAAUGACGCUGGAGAAGGUGAUGGAGAGUGUGCGGACGUGGCUUAUGGAGAGGGAUGUGGAGGCGCUUGUUGCUGAAGAAGAAGAGAGUAAGAAUGGGAAGUGAGGCAUUCACAUAAGUAGGUGUAAGAAAGGAUCACCUGGGUAGGUAGGCUUCCUGGGUAUGGUAUGUAAAAAAUGUAUCAAUACUUGUCUCAAAAUCUAUCACAUCUACUGGU
Molecule: messenger RNA, 1372 nt
Organism: Mytilinidion resinicola
Lineage: Eukaryota; Fungi; Ascomycota; Dothideomycetes; Mytilinidiales; Mytilinidiaceae
Product: release factor
Exons: 2
Coding region: 1-1260 (419 amino acids)
Biological process (GO): translational termination
Molecular function (GO): translation release factor activity
Source: RefSeq, a predicted model, not a curated record